AUAAUUGUUGUUUUGUUUAUAAUAUCACCAUUUAUCUAUACAAAUGGUAUUUAUUCUCGUGUGGCACAAUUUCCACAAAUUAAUCAACAAUGUUGUAAUGUUUUUAUGAAUUGGCUAUCAAGACAGCAACAAUUUCAAAUUACAAACAGUAAUAAUCAAAAAUUUAUUCUAUCACGUUUAUUAUUAAGAGAUACGAUUAAGACAAAUCUUUUCGUACAAACAAUGACCGAAAAUCAAUUUGGUAUUAGUUGUGGACAAAUAUUUUUUAUAACAAAAUUCAAAUAUGUUGAAUUAUUUAUAUUAAAUUUUAUAAUGAUUAUUUUAUUUUAU
This is a messenger RNA of Dermatophagoides pteronyssinus (European house dust mite), 330 nucleotides long. RefSeq lists its product as uncharacterized. Lineage: Eukaryota; Metazoa; Arthropoda; Arachnida; Sarcoptiformes; Pyroglyphidae. The record is from RefSeq and is a predicted model, not a curated record.